AUGUCGGUGCUUAAGUGCAUUAACAAUGAAACGAAGAGGUUUCACACCUUUGAGUCCAAUCGUUUGACAAUUAUACAUGAUGGUUCCAAUGCUGGAGAAUGGCGGUAUGUGAAUAGGGAUGACAACCCAGCUGAUGAUGGCUCAAAGGGACUCAAGAUGGACACUCUAAUCAGGAACGAUCGGUGGCUGAAGGGACCGAGCUUCCUAUUGGAGGACGAUGCAGACUGGCCUAAGGUGAUCACAAUCCCUAAGAUUACGGACGAUGACCCAGAAGUCAGAAAGGAAGCGCAAGUGUAUGUGACAUGUGAGGAGAAACGGAGAAAUGUUAUUAAUGACAUCAUCAUGUACCACUCUUCGUGGCAGAAGUUGAAGUUAUCGAUCGCCUGGUUAUUGCGAUACAAGCAAUUCUUAAGGAGUAAGGUGUUGCAACGCAAGGAAGCCCAAGGUGAGCAUGAGAAGAGGGACGUCGGAGGAUUAAUGACGGUUGAGGAGUUGCAAGAGGCAGAGUGCAUAAUUCUGCGGCAUGUUCAACGAGAAGAAUUCCCUGACGAGAGAUUGCAUGAGAAAUCUGACAAGUCAAUCAGUAAGUUAUGUCCGCAGAAAGAAAACGGACUGAUACGUGUCGGAGGACGGAUCGGGAAGGCACAGGUUGACUACGAGUUGCGACAUCCUAUAAUACUACCCUACAAGAAUCAUGUUACAGACCUGAUUAUUAUGGAUCGUCAUCAGAGUGUUGGACAUAUGGGUCAAGAGUCAGUUUUGUCGUCUCUGAGAAACGAGUAUUGGGUAAUAAAGGGACGAUCUGCAGUUCGUCGAGUGAUUGGCAAGUGUCUUAAGUGUCAGAGAAGAAGAGCAAAGCCAAUGGAGCAAUUCAUGGCAGACCUUCCGGCUAUGCGAGUUGCAGCUGAGGAGCCACCCUUCACUUACGUAGGGGUCGAUUACUUUGGCCCAAUGGAGGUCAAGGUCGGAAGGUCAAAGGUUAAGAGGUAUGGAUGUUUGUUUUCGUGCCUCAGCAUGAGAGCUGUGCAUGUUGAGAUAACGCAUUCAAUGGACACGGACUCCAUGAUUAACGCCCUGCGACGGUUUAUCAGUCUUAGAGGAUAUCCUAAAGAGAUCCAUAGUGAUAAUGGUACAAAUUUUACGAAGGCAGAUAAGGAGCUAAAGCAAGCCCUCGAAGAAUGGGAUCUCGAGAGGAUCAACAGGUUUUGUAUCCAAAGGCGGAUUAAGUGGAGCUUUAUCCCACCUGCGGCAAGCCACAUGGGUGGUGCAUGGGAAAGGAUGGUACAGACUACCAAGCGUGUGUUGAAGUCGCUGUUGAAUGAACAAAUAGUUUCCGAUGAGGUGCUUCUCACGGUAAUGGCGGAGACCGUGAACAUCAUCAAUAGCAGACCACUGACACGUAACAGUGAUGAUAUCGAGGAUGAGAUGCCCCUAACUCCCAACCAUUUGCUUCACUUGAGACCAACGCCUAGUGUGCCACCAGGCGUAUUUGGAAAGGAAGAUAUGUAUUGUAGGCGAGCCUGGAGACAAGCCCAAUAUCUGAGCAACAGAUUUUGGCGUCGGUGGACAAGUGAAUAUCUCCCAACGCUGAUGGAGAGAACGAAGUGGACUACUGUCAGAGAAAACCUCAAGGAAGCUGAUGUAGUUCUUUUGGCUGAUGAGAACUUUCGGAGAGGCGAAUGGCCACUUGCACGUGUGAUGGAAGUCCUACCAAGUAGUGAUGGCCGUGUGCGCAGCGCCAUGGUGAAGACGGUAUCUACUGUCGCGACGCGAGCGAAAAGACGGAGGCGAGGAGAUGUUCAAGUGAGCAGCACUAUACUUACGCGACCGGUGACGCGUCUCUGUAAAUUGGAGAUGGAUAACUAG
This is a messenger RNA of Nematostella vectensis (starlet sea anemone), 1866 nucleotides long. RefSeq lists its product as uncharacterized. Bases 1 to 1866 code for a protein of 621 amino acids. Lineage: Eukaryota; Metazoa; Cnidaria; Anthozoa; Actiniaria; Edwardsiidae. The record is from RefSeq and is a predicted model, not a curated record. Gene Ontology annotation, molecular function: nucleic acid binding. The transcript has a single exon. Gene Ontology annotation, biological process: DNA integration.